AUGACAAAAUUAUCACCGGAAAUAAGAGUUACUAGUCUUGUUAAUCAGCAUAAUCAUGUUUUGUUGCCUGAUACGGCUUUAUAUGAUCCCAAGUGUCACAAAUUAUCAAAUGAAAUAAUAGAAAAAAUCAAGUUUUAUGUAACUAAAGGAAAUAUGGGUUCAAAACAGAUAUAUCCUUUAUUGGUUGCAAAUUUUCCAGAACAGUUUAUCUGCAAGAAGGACCUUUAUAACACUAUUCAAAAAUUUAAAGCACUUUAUGCCCAAUGUCAGGGUGAUGUACAGCAUAUAAUUAAUAAAUUGUUAAUGUUGAAAGACCAAGAGCCUGGUUGGAUUAUUAAUACAAGGCUUGACCCAUUUGAUAACCGACUUGUUAGUUUAUUUUAG
Messenger RNA from Dentiscutata erythropus, 384 nucleotides. The record is from the annotation of a GenBank genome assembly. Lineage: Eukaryota; Fungi; Glomeromycota; Glomeromycetes; Diversisporales; Gigasporaceae.